UAUCACGUGAUAUUUUUCGAGAUUCGGCGAAACUCGCACUGUCACGACGGACUCAAUAUCACAGAUAGCUACAUAAUGAGCGUUCUUGCAGCUCCUGGCCUUGGAGAUACAUACGGGUCUGAUAGGCCGAAAGAAGUUUAUUUCAGUCCAUACGCCCAGAAUGGAGGGACCACACUUGCUGUGGCUGGUAAUGACUUCUCUGUGAUAGCCUCUGACACAAGACUUAGCGAAGGCUUUUCCAUACACAGUAGGACCAACCCCAAAACAGUCCAGUUGACAGGAAACACAGUGCUAGCCUCAUGUGGCUUCUUUGGAGAUGUUCUCACAUUAGUAAAAAUUCUGAAAGCAAGACUGAAGAUCUAUGAGCAGGAUCACCACCAGAAAAUGUCCACUACAGCCAUUUCUGCUAUGCUGUCCACUAUGUUGUACCAUAAACGCUUCUUCCCCUACUACACAGACAACAUAGUCGCAGGCCUGGACAAUGAAGGUCGUGGAUGUGUGUACAGCUUUGACCCUGUAGGAUCCUAUGAGAGGGAGUCCUUCCGAGCUGGUGGCUCUGCCAGCUCCAUGAUGCAGCCCUACUUAGAUAAUCGGAUUGGACACAGAAACAACCCUAAUCCCCCAAAAGGUCCACUCACCAAAGAGCAGGCUGUGAAGCUGAUUAAGGAUGCUUUCAUUGCAGCAACAGAGAGAGACAUUUACACGGGUGAUGGUGUCGUUAUACAUGUGAUAACCAAGGAUGGUAUAGAAACUGAAAGUUUUGGUCUCCGUAACGACUAGAUUCAUCACACAGACUAUCAUCAGAUACCCCUGGUAUGGUGUUAAUAAUUCACCAACUACAGUCAUGGUGUUUAGAUCAUCAGAUACACCAGGGUUGGUGUGUUUUGUACAGGAGUAAAAAUCGAGCUUGCACACCUAGUUGACAUUUCCUGGACAGGACUUUGUCAAUUAGAAUGCAUGGAAAAACUCCAGUAAUAUUAUAAGUGCUGCAUUUUGAUGCCAUUUUCAAAAAAAUCUUCUGUCUGACAACAAUUGUUCAAUAAAAUUUAAUAUGUCAUGCU
Molecule: messenger RNA, 1061 nt
Organism: Mizuhopecten yessoensis (Yesso scallop)
Lineage: Eukaryota; Metazoa; Mollusca; Bivalvia; Pectinida; Pectinidae
Product: proteasome subunit beta type-1-like
Exons: 6
Coding region: 76-780 (234 amino acids)
Cellular component (GO): proteasome core complex
Source: RefSeq, a predicted model, not a curated record